GAGCAUGGCGCCCUAGGGGCCGGGCCAUGUCGAAGGGCAGCCGGGCCCUGCUGCAGCGCUGGGGCGCCAGCUUCAGGAGGGGCGCCGACUUCGACUCGUGGGGGCAGCUGGUGGAGGCCAUAGACGAGUAUCAGAUAUUAGCAAGACAUCUUCAGAAAGAGUCCCAGUCUCAGCAUAAUGAUUCUGAAUUUACUGAAGAACAAAAGAAAACCUUAGGAAAAAUCGCAACAUGCUUGGAAUUGCGAAGUGCAGCUUUGCAGUCCACACAGUCUCAAGAAGAAUUUAAGCUGGAGGAUCUGAAAAAACUAGAACCAAUCCUAAAGAAUAUUCUUACUUAUAAUAAAGAAUUCCCCUUUGAUGUUCAGCCUGUCCCACUCAGAAAAAUUUUAGCACCGGGUGAAGAGGAGAAUUUGGAAUUUGAGGAAGAUGAAGAAGAAGGUGGAGCUGGAGCAGGGUCUCCGGACUCCUUCCCUGCUAGAGUUCCAGGAGUCACUGAAGGUACUUUAUUACCAAGGUUGCCAUCUGAACCAGGAAUGACGUUACUCACUAUCAAAAUUGAGAAAAUUGGUCUGAAAGAUGCUGGGCAAUGCAUCGAUCCCUAUAUUACAGUUAGUGUAAAGGACAUGAAUGGCAUAGAUUUAACUCCUGUGCAAGAUACUCCUCUGGCAUCAAGGAAGGAGGAUACAUAUGUGCAUUUUAAUGUUGACAUUGAACUCCAGAAGCAUGUUGAAAAAUUGACAAAAGGUGAGGCAGUCCAUUUGGACCCAAGUUCCAAGGCUGUGCACACGUUUCUGAACAUUGUUAAACUUCUAGUAACUUGUGCAGCUAUUUUCUUUGAAUUCAAACACUAUAAGCCCAAGAAAAGGUUUACCAGCACCAAGUGUUUUGCUUUCAUGGAGAUGGAUGAAAUUAAACCAGGGCCAAUUGUAAUAGAACUGUACAAGAAACCCACUGAUUUUAAACGAAAGAAACUGCAGUUGUUGACCAAGAAACCACUUUAUCUUCACCUCCAUCAAACGUUGCACAAGGAAUGAUGCUGACGUGAUUCUCCUGCAAUUUCUGUGAACUGAACCACUCCCUAUAAAUCACGGUAGCUCUGUGUAGCACAUUCUUCCUUCAACAGGCAGGAAAGUAGCCACCCUCAUGGCCCUUGGUCACAGUGAUGCAGAUCUGGACCUCACCGGUAGAUAUCUUGCCUGUCACGCAAAUAUGAGAUGCCUAGGGUUCCUUUGGACGCAGAUUUUGCCACAUAAUUCUUGAAAUCUCUUAUGAGAGUUACGUGAUUUGUUGUCUAAAUUUUGUAACGUACCGCAGUUUCUAUCCUUCCAUUCCCCCAUCGAAAAAACCGAAACUAGAACCUGGGUGGGAAAUGCCCUUUUUCUGACUUGAAUCAGUAAUCCGAAUGUGCCAUCUGCUUGUUUUUUGGCAUGAGUGCAUUUUCUUGGACAUGGAUUAACCAUCACCUUAUUAAUUAGCAGUGGGAGGAGCUUGGUAGGGGAGAGAUUUUUCAAGUCGAGGCAUCCACAACUGACAGAGGCUGCUGGUCAGAAGUGGCUCUCCACCUGUCCCCCCCCCCAAGAGUUUGUCCAUCACGGGCAGGCUAAAGAAAGGGAGACCACAGUGGAGCCCAGAACUUUUCUGUGUACACGAGUCCCGAUGGGGGUUUUCCGAAUUGCAUCAACCAGUUCUUCACAUUUUGAACCCCCCAAACACGUAGUACAGUACUCUAAUAAAACUGAGAGAGACGUCACCUAGAUUAGUAUUCCCAGUCAUCGUGCCACUGUUCUUCCUGGGCACGUGUGAAUGGCCGAUAGGAGAAGAGCCUGGAAUUGUUGCAAAAUCAUUUCCAUUUCUGUGAAAAUGUUUGAUCAAGAAGUGGCCUAGGUGGCUUCUAAGAUGCCCGGCCUAAAAACAAUCCAACUCAGUCGCCUAAAGAUACCCCCUGCGAGGGGGUCUGCUGUUUUACUGAAAACUGAUUGUGAGUCUUUGAAAACUUGCAUAGCUCUUCUUACAAUUAUGUGUAUGCAAGGCUGGAAACUUUAAAUUUAAACUUUAAAUGUUCAGAUAAUUUCUUUUGUGAUAUAGCUAGGACUAGUAGUUAUUUUUUAUUCCGAUGUGUUGAGAUUCACCCAUAUGAAAAGAUGCAGGUCAUUAGCUUAUUAUAAUUUGAAUAAUUACAUUACUUUUGAUUAAUAAUAAAGGGACAUAAAUAGAACCCAGACAGACCUUCCAUUAUACUCAUUAGAUGGGAUAUUUAAUACAGUACUUUAAGGUCUGUGGUGAGCUUUAUGUGGAUUAUAUAUAGUACCCACGUACUUUCAUAUACGUUUUUAUAUACUAGUAAGAAAAUCCAGCAGCGGGGGAUUGCGAUGUCAGCUUCUUUUGUACCCAAAUAGACCUACCAUUCGUUUGCUUCGUGUAUCAUGUAACACUAACCAAUGACAUAAUUUUUAUAGGUGAGCCCAAUCAAAACUAUUCAUUCUGGCCUCAUUUGGGAGAUGUAUUUUGUAUUUACACCAGUCUGUUUAGAUCAUUUCUACGAAGUGUUGGAUGAUAAUAUGAUCAAAGUGGGCAAGUCUCCCAGUAGUUUGCCACUAAAUUUGAUCAAGUGUCUCUUUUCCCAUCUCUUGAAGGAGGUGGUGAAAAAACUCCUCAUAUGCACAGUUACAAAGCCGAGCUGCCAAAAUCCAGCCUCGCUAGUAGCGGAUGAAGAAUUUGCCACACAAAACUUAGGGUCGUCUUCCUAUAAUCUCCUGCUACCUGGUGGCUUGAUAAAUAUGAAUGAUUGAUUGGCUUUGAGAGCAGUUGUUGGACUCACAGAUUGCAAACUCCUUGAGGGCAGAGAUCGAAUCUUCUGCAAAUUAUGUAGUCUCCCUAGAGCACUUUGUACAGAACCAUUCACCCUGGGGGGUGCUCAGUAAAAUAUUAAUGAUGAUGCAUUUUUAUAAGUACACUACAUCAUCACAAAAAUACCUCCUCAAUUAAAAUGUAACAACCUGUAACUUGGUUUAUUCUCUCUGGUCCGUAUACCUCAAGGGAAGAAAUAUUACUGUGGCCUGGCAGAAGGAGCUCGGGCUUGGGAGUCGGUUCUAAUCCCAGCUCCCCCCCUUUCCUGCUGUGGGAUUGUGGGCGAGUUACUUCCCUGUGCCUGUUCCCUCAUCUGGAAAAUGGGGAUUCAGUAACUUGUGAGCCCAAUGAGGGACAGGGACGACGUCCAACCUAAUUAUCUUGUACCUACCCCAGCGCUUAGGAACAAGUGCUUGACAAAUGUCACCGUUGCUUGAAGCAAAAUGGGAGUUUACCCUAAGGUUUUUCACGUUAUUUUGUAAGUGUGGUUCCGACAAACUAAUGCAGUUUGAAGAGGUGUGAGAGAUGUCAGCCUCAACAGCUUGGCUUCAAUUUUCUGAUCUAAAAAUGUGUUUCCAAAUAGGUGAUUGUCUCCCAGUUGUCUCCUCUCCUGUUAAGGCUGUGAGUUCUGUAUGCUAACUCAUUUAACUAAUCUUUUCUGUAGAUAGGCCUGGAGCACUGAGCAGAAACUACCUUUUGUUUGUCUUUCCAGGACAGAACUGUACUGAUGCACAAACAAGAUGACAGUGCAAAUGAACAAAAGAGACUGAGCAGGGAGGUAGCACAAUACACCCAUUUCUGAGGGUGUAAUUCAAUGGUUUGCUGUGGAGCAGUACAAGCUAAGGGUGCUCUAAUUUAUUUCUGAGAAGUGGUGUAAUAGCAGGGUUGUGUGUUUGAGGGUUUGGGAUUUAGUUUGAACCUGCUCGUAUUAGUCAACAUCUCUAAAUUUAUUAAAACGUGAGAUCCACGUAUGCCACAAAGUUACUUUUUUGGUCAAAUGAAACCCUAGAAAAGAAAGUCCUGGUUUUGUGCAGAUGAUCAGGUUCAUUUAGCUCUGAUACUGUGAUUUCUAACUGGAAUUUGUACCCAUCCGGUGUUUACUACUUUUAGAAACUGUUUUUGUAUGGUGGGGCUAGUCCAGGUGUAGAAAACUUGUAUUUGGAAGCAUGAAUGAUAAAAUUAGUUAUUUUACUCAUGUUAAAUCCCUAUUCCAUGCUGUGAAAUGGAAUAUUCUUCCAAGGUUAUGUUUCUCCCACUCUUGACUUUAAGCAGCUUAAAGGAGACAGUUGAAGAGUCAACUUUAUUCCUUUAUACUGUUUUCUUGUAGACAUUUAAAAAGUUGCCCUUUUUUGCAGGCCAUGCUGUGAAAUGGAAUAUUCUUCCAAGGUUAUGUUUCUCCCACUCUUGACUUUAAGCAGCUUAAAGGAGACAGUUGAAGAGUCAACUUUAUUCCUUUAUUCUAUUUUCUUGUAGACAUUUAAAAAGUUGCCCUUUUUUGCAGGCCACAACUGUCUCCUGCAAUUUUGCAGUGGCCCCUGCUGCCAAAGGAAUAUAGAACUAGUUUCCUUCCUUUGGGUCCAAAAUGUAAAUUGGGUCCCAACCUUUUCCACCUUAUGUUUGUGUAGCAUUAUUAUGCUGAACACAAUUUAUAUCUAAAUAAGUUACCAAAGGUGCUGUAAAAAUCAAUGCAGUCGGGUACAAGAAUGGCAAAUUUUUUUUUGGAAACAUUGUUUUAGUGAUGAAAUAGCAAUACGUAUCCCUGAGAUGUUUCUUUUGUUAGUUUUUAAAUUUGAAGUUCACCCAAUUUGUAAGUCUGCAUGUAUGGCAUUUGAAAGUCAAAGAUGAAGCUCAGUGUGGUGGGUUAACUGGGACUGGAUUAGCUGAUUGUGUAGGAUGGCAUUUGAGUGACAUGUUUCAAUGAAAAAUUAUAUAUGUUUCAACAAAACUCCUGCUAUCUUC
Molecule: messenger RNA, 4806 nt
Organism: Tachyglossus aculeatus (Australian echidna)
Lineage: Eukaryota; Metazoa; Chordata; Mammalia; Monotremata; Tachyglossidae
Gene: AIDA
Product: axin interactor, dorsalization associated
Exons: 12
Coding region: 27-1034 (335 amino acids)
Biological process (GO): determination of ventral identity
Cellular component (GO): membrane
Molecular function (GO): phosphatidylinositol binding
Source: RefSeq, a predicted model, not a curated record